Molecule: messenger RNA, 2166 nt
Organism: Aspergillus ochraceoroseus IBT 24754
Lineage: Eukaryota; Fungi; Ascomycota; Eurotiomycetes; Eurotiales; Aspergillaceae
Product: KH domain-containing protein
Exons: 10
Coding region: 332-1768 (478 amino acids)
Cellular component (GO): nucleus
Molecular function (GO): RNA binding
Source: RefSeq, a predicted model, not a curated record
UUCUCAUUGCUGGCGUGAGGUUCAAGAAGCAUCUUACUGAAUAUUAGAUAGAAGCUAUCUCGUAUGUCAAAUCAUCAAAGCUCCUAUUGGUCCCUCCGCCCCGGUUAAGGCUUGUACUACUGCUAAAGUUGUCCGUUCUUGGGCUGAUCAUUCUCCAUCUCCACCGCCUAGCAGGCCCUUCUUGCAAAAUAAUAUUUGUCUUGGACUGCGACUACCAAUCUCCAGGGCAUCCCACCCGCCUACUCAUUGGAUUCUUCCACUUCCUUCUCCUAUUUCUCUCCCUCCCUCUCUCUCUCUCUCUCAUUUUCUAGCAACCCCUCCGGAGACUACCAUGGCUGACGACGAUCGCCGUGCAAAACGCUCCCGCUUCGACCAGACCAGCCCGGAGCCCCGACGACAGUCGCGGUUUGAUCGUCGUUCCCGAUCCCCUUCCUCGCGACAGUCUGAAGCCACUCGGACUCGCAGUCCCCUCAGCCGGGAGCCCCGAAGCCCUGGCGCAGACAGUAAGAAGCUGGAUCCUGCCGCUGCAGCUGCCGCCGCUGCCGCUAAAAUCAACGCUCAGUUGCAAGCAAAGAAAGGAAUUCAGCAUGUCGAUGUACCUCCGAUACGCUCCACCGCAAGCCCUUCGUCGCAGUCCGCUACCCCGGUCGCUGGUGAUGCCAAGUUGAAUGCGGAAAUCUACGUCGCGGACGGAGACUACAUCAAGGACAUCGAGAUCAAUGACCUACGCAAUCGCUAUACAUUGACGAAAGGCUCUACUCAAAAGAUGAUUAAAGAAGAAACUGGCGCCGAUGUCACCACUCGAGGAAACUAUUACCCCGAUAAAAGCAUGGCCACCGCUGCGAAUCCACCCUUGUUCCUGCACGUGACGAGCACGACCAAAGAAGGACUCGAGAAGGCCGUGACCUUAAUCGACGAUCUAAUGAAAAAGGAGCUCCCUAACUUAGUAGACGAGCGCCGGUUCCGCCGCCGUGAGCCUGAGCAGGUUGAGCGUGAUGAAUACGGUCGCCGUAAAUGGCCCGAAGAGCGAAUUCCCGUGGACCUCGAACCGAUUCCCGGCUUCAACCUACGCGCUCAGGUUGUUGGACCAGGCGGCGCCUAUGUGAAACAUAUUCAGCAAAAGACCCGUUGUAAAGUCCAGAUCAAGGGCCGUGGCUCUGGCUUCAUGGAGCCUAUCACUGGCAGAGAAAGCGAUGAGGCAAUGUACCUGCACGUUGCCGGUCCCGACCCUAACGAGGUCCAGAACGCAAAAGAGCUAUGCGAGGAUUUGUUGAACAACGUUCGUGAGCAGUAUCAGCGCUUCAAGGAAAACCCUCCUCAGCACAACUAUGGCGGCUAUGGACAGCGCGGAGAACGUCACAAUAAUUACGGAGGAGGCUAUGGCGGUGGUUAUGGGAACAGCCACCAACACCAACAGUCAACCCCUGCAUCGGCCAGUCCAUCCGGACAGGCAACUCCAGGCGCUCCAGGAGCUGCGAGUGCAGCAGCCGACUACAGCGCGCAAUACGCCCAAUACUACGGAUCUGACCCAUAUGCUGCUUAUGGCGGUUACCAAAACUACGUCGCAUAUUAUCAGUAUUACCAACAGGCUGCGCAACAGCAGCAGCAGCAGCAGCAGCAGCAGCAGCAAUCACAAAGCCCUGCUCCUCCCCCACCGCCUCCAGCAAGCGAGGCUCCUCCUCCCCCACCUCCAGGCUCUGGCUCUCCUCCUCCACCUCCUCCCGGGGGCAGCGGUUAUAAUGCUGUCCCUCCACCUCCUGGUCUGUAAUUCUUUUCCUGGCCACUAUGCCUCCUUGGAUUUCAAACUCCGCCUUAUACACUACGAAGCAGAUUGUUUUACGCAGGACCCGUAGAAUAAAUCCUGCAAUGCCCGGCCUUUUUAAAAUAGCAAAAGUGCAAUUUGAUCAGCCCUCUGUAUUCUAAAUCUAUUCCCCGCCAUGCUUUGUCUUCUUCCAGCCUAUCCUUAUAUAUCAGCUUGAAGUCUGUAUGUACAAAGGAGAUUUGGAAUUGUUGUGAUGUGCAAUAAUAUAGCUUUGGGAAAAGUGCUUACUGACUUAUGUUCUUUUUUGUUUUUUUCUCAUUAAAUUUUUUUUUUUUUUUCUUCGACUACACUUUUAGUUUGACCCAGUCCACGUAGUGCAUGCAGCUUUUGAUCCCAUUUAUUAU